Molecule: messenger RNA, 3490 nt
Organism: Nicotiana attenuata
Lineage: Eukaryota; Viridiplantae; Streptophyta; Magnoliopsida; Solanales; Solanaceae
Product: septin and tuftelin-interacting protein 1 homolog 1-like
Exons: 2
Coding region: 489-3062 (857 amino acids)
Biological process (GO): spliceosomal complex disassembly
Cellular component (GO): U2-type post-mRNA release spliceosomal complex
Molecular function (GO): nucleic acid binding
Source: RefSeq, a predicted model, not a curated record
AAGUGGUCAAUUCCUAAUUAGUCUCUAAUUAGUCUUCUUCUUCAUCCGUUCUUCUCUGCUUCUUUCCUUCUCCCAACAAAACCUUUUACAUGUCUCUGUUUUUCCCCAGUACAACACGACCCAUUGGAGCCCUUACCAAUAAGCCUCAGUCCAGUAGUCCACCACCCAUCUUCAGCUUCUCUGCCCUAAAAAAACACAGGAGCUCUUGAUUUCAGAAACCUAAACUUGCAGCAUGAACAAAAAGUUUCAAAGGAGACAAAAGGACUAAUACAAGUUACUACAUAGCAGCGAAAUUGAAGGUAUUUCGUUUCCCAUCUCUUCAAAUCUUUACUUAGGGAAAUCAAUUCUCACAAUUGCCGUGUCCGAGCAACUUAGGUUUUGCCUCAUUCAGGGCUUCCACUAAGAUUUGUCUCUGAUUUUUAAUUUCCAGUAUAGAGAUCAUUGUUUUGUAGGUGGUCUUUACACUGUAUAAUCUGCAGCUCCCCCACAUGGAUGAUCAUCAGGAAAUGGAAAGGUUUGGGGUGGAGAACGAUUUUGAAGAUGGUCAGUGGAUCGGUGGUGAGUUCUACUACCGGAAGCGCAAAGAAAAGAAGCAUGUUCAAACCAAGGAUGAUGUCCUCUAUGGUGUUUUUGCUUCCGACGAUAGUGACUCUGACUACCAGGGAUCCUCCAAGAAGCGGAAAAAAUGCCUUUCCACCAAGGCUGACCUCACCAAACCUGUCAACUUUGUUUCAACUGGAACUGUCAUGCCCGACCAAGAAAUAGAUCGCAAUUUCAAAGAGGAGAAAAUGUCCGAAGCGAGCAAAGGUUUGGGAUCUGGAGCAUCUGUUGGCCUUGGAUUUGGUACUAGUUCCUCGAAGAAUAUUGCUGCUGAUGAAUACACCAAAACACAGGCCCAGGUUGAAAUUGAAGAGGAAAACUUUCUGCCCACUGCUUUUGGGAGGAAGAUUAAAGAAGGUGCCCUAAGACGUGAGAAGGAAAGGGAAAAGGAGAAGUCUAUGUUGGCCAAGAAAUCUUCUGAAUCAGGGAGAAGGGAACCUGGUGGCGAUGUUGGUGGCUUUGAGAAGCAUACCAAGGGGAUUGGGAUGAAGUUGCUUGAGAAGAUGGGUUAUAAGGGAGGUGGUUUGGGAAAAAAUGAGCAGGGAAUUUUGGCUCCGGUCGAGGCAAAGCUUAGGCCCAAGAAUAUGGGAAUGGGCUUCAACGACUAUAAGGAGACUAGUGCACCAACUCUUCAAGAAUCAGAGGGAAAGCCUGUUGCUCGUCCUGCUCAACCUGUGGAAGGCCACUCAAAAGAGAAGCUUUGGUCAAAGCAAGCUAAAAAACUGAAGAAGGUUUACAUUACAGCUGAAGAGUUGUUAGCCAAAAAGCAGGAGCUGGGCCUGGAAGUUGUUCAGAAGGUCUUUGAUAUGAGGGGUCCACAGGUUCGAGUCUUGGCGAAUCUGGAGAACUUGAACGCCGAAGAUAAAGCAAGGGAAAAUGAUGUUCCAAUGCCUGAACUUCAGCAUAAUAUUAGGUUGAUUGUGGAUUUGGCGGAACUUGACAUACAGAAAAUUGACAGUGAUUUAAGAAAUGAGAGAGAAACAGUUGUUGCUUUGCAGAAGGAGAAGGAGAAGUUCCAAGCUGAGGCAGCUCGCCAGAAAAGGCAGCUUGAUAAUAUGGAAGAGAUUGUCAGUGUAUUGGACCGGAUUGGGCAAGAGAGCUCAUCUGGUACUCUGACCCUAGACUCCCUUGCAGCAGCAUUUGCAGAAUUGCAGCAGCAGUAUUCUGAGGAAUAUAAACUCUGCAACUUGUCAAGCAUAGCAUGCUCAUAUGCUCAGCCUUUAUUUAUACGUGUUUUUCAAGGAUGGGAUCCACUUCAAACUCCAACACAUGGAAUGGAGGUGGUUUCCAGAUGGAAGUAUCUUUUGCAAGGGGAUGACAUUUUUACUAUCUCUGAUGCUGCAUCUCCUUAUACUCAAAUAUUCAUGGAAGUUGUUUUCCCUGCCAUUAGAAUAUCCGGCACCAAUACCUGGCAGGCAAGGGACCCUGAACCAAUGCUUCGGUUUUUGGAGUCCUGGGAGAAGCUGUUGCCUCGUGCAGUUCUUCAGACAAUACUGGAAAACAUUGUCUUGCCCAAGUUAUCAGCUGCUGUGGACUCCUGGGAUCCACGUCGAGAAACAAUUCCAAUCCAUUCCUGGGUUCAUCCAUGGCUGCCCUUAUUGGGUCAAAGGUUGGAAAGCUGCUAUCACACUAUACGUAACAGAUUGGAAAGUGUACUGCAUGCGUGGCACCCAAGUGAUAUGUCUGCGUACUACAUAUUGUCUCCUUGGAAGACUGUGUUUGAUACAAUUAACUGGGAAAAACUGAUGGUCAGGUUUAUUGUUCCAAAGUUGUUAAAUGUAAUGCAUGAAUUCCAAAUAAAUCCAGCAAAUCAGAACCUUGAUCAGUUCUAUUGGGUCCGUACUUGGGCUACUGCUAUUCCCAUCCAUCACAUGCUUCCAAUACUGGAUAUAUUCUUCAACAAGUGGGAAGUAGUUUUGUACCACUGGUUAUGCUCAAAAAACCCGAACUUUGAAGAAGUGACAAAAUGGUAUUUGGGUUGGAAGGAACUUAUUCCACCUGAACUUCUGGCAAAUGAACACGUUCGCUAUCGACUUAAUGUCGGUCUAGACAUGAUGAACCAGGCUGUUGAAGGCUCAGAGGUGGCUGAACCUGGUUUGAGGGAGAACAUAAGUUAUCUUAGGGUUCUUGAACAAAGGCAGUUUGAGACUCAGAAAAAAGCAGCAGCGCAAUCUCAAUCCCGUCCUUCUGUGGGCUUGAACAGUGGAAUCCAAAUGGACGGUACAGGUGGCGGGGAUGAGAUGAAUUUGAAAAGAGUUAUUGAAGUUUAUGCACAACAGAAUGAUUUGUUGUUUCAGCUUAAGCCCGGGCGAAUGCAAGAUGGUCAUCAGAUAUAUGGUUUUGGUAAAAUCAGCAUUAUUAUAGAUUCUCUCAAUCAGAAGGUAUUUGCACAAGUAGAGGACAGGUGGUCUUUGGUGUCACUUGAGCAACUGUUGGACCUGCAAAAGUUAAAGAGCCGAUAAGCAUCUUAAGUUCUUGAAUUUCUCAGUACGAAAGCAACUCCAAGUUUUCUUAAACUAAUGUGUAGGCUUCACGUACCUUUCUGCACUGAGAUCUUUCAUUGUGCUGCAGCAAGUCAUGAGAAGAUGAAGUGCUUCUUUUCUCCCUAGUGGCAUUUUACUGCUUCUUUAGUGAGAUUUUAAGUUGUAAGUUUCCGUCGUCCUACAUUGGCAUUUGGCAAAAUCACUAGAAAUGAGAGAGACGUGAGUGUCAGUCUUUCUGGCUCAGAUAGCAGCCCUUCAAUUUUUUUACAUAGAUUUCAUAUUGUAUUUCUUCGUGAGUUUCUUUAUAUAGAAGCACUAGAUGUUCAAUAUCUAUUUAAUUAUAUAAAUGUUAAUCCUAACUUAUAUUUUCCUAUUUUUAUAUAGAAGCACUAGAUGUUCAAUAUGUA